CACCACUGGUUUCUCUCUGGUUUUAAUUUACCUAGGCUCGAAUAAACCCAGUUUCUUGGGUCGAACAUGCACGGGUGAGCUUUGUGAUUGGCUAGUAGACGUCUUGUGAUGUCAUUAAUCGACCCCGGGUGGUUAAAACCUAUGCCACCCGAAUAUACCAUUAGUUUUGUGUAUCUUCGAUAAUCUUUGAUCAAUGAUAGUAUGUAUGCGUGAAGCCGUUUGGUCACGAAUAUAUUUUGAAAUAGAUAACACGUGAGAGCUUAACAGACAUAAAAGUAUUAAAACUUGGUAGAUUAUCGAUAGUUUAGGUGUUUAAAAUUCACAAGAAGAAAAAAAAGAAAAGUUUUCACGAUUUGAUUUUAUCUCAUAGCUAUAAUGAUAACAUAUUGCUUUGAUAAAAGUCUUCAUGAGAGACUCACAGAGUACACCGAUAUACUCACAAGCCCAGAAAAAAUAUUACCUGCAUCACAAGUUAUGUUGGAAUGGGUUUGCGACACGGAAAUUGUUAUAGAACCGGUUGGCUGGCAGGCUCUGUGGAAUGUGCCACUUUCUGUAUGUGCAGAAAACCAGGUUCAUUAUCCGUUGGUGGUUUUGGUAGAGGUGUUGCAAGUUGAUUGUUCCAUAUUAUCUGCCUUAGUGAAAGUUACAUGGGAUGAGUUGGACAGAUAUCUCACAUUUCCCACAGAAUGUAAAGCUAAAUUAAUUGAACUGUAUCCAACUAUUAAACAAACUAAUACCACGUUGGAUAUUGUUGGUACUGCGCAUUGUAUAGAUAAGUUACGGUUUUUUUAUACUUAUUUGUGGAUGCCAUGGGAUAAUGAGGAAGAUGAUAAUGUUGAUUGGGUGAGUCAACAUUUGGAAAGGAGGAUAAAAUUUGCCUAUGAUAUGAGACAAGGAUCUAUUGAUAAACAAACUUGUGAUCUGAUCAGAUCAUUAGUAAGAGAAGGAAGACAAAUCUGGGAUAAAAUCUCAAAUUUAGAAGGGCAACUAACCGAUGAUGAAGAUAAAACUCAGACAGCAGAUACAACAUUUGAAUUGAUGCAUCUUCACUUUCGGCUUCAGCAAAUUAAAUCAGAGAUGGAUGUAUUAGAAAAUCCCACAAUGAGAGAGAUGGUUUUAAAACAUCAAAGUUCAAUAGAUAAAGAUACAACAAACAAAAAUGAAAUUACAUGCUACUUUGUAUGGUUGAAUGGUACAUUAAAAGGACUUCAGGAAACUUGUGAUAAAGUUCAAGAAUUGUUACCUAAUGACCUAUCUAUUAAAAUUUAUGGAUGUUUAGAUGAAGCUUUGCAUACAUGUAAGACAGGUGAUAUGAUUAUACUAGGUGAAGGAAAGCACAAGAUUGAUGGUGCUGGUGGAUUAGAAACAGGUGGUACAAUUAGAGGAAUAUAUGAUGCUAGACACACUAUUCUUCAUCCAAAAGAUUUGAACAGUGCAUCAACUUUACUUGAUUUCUCUGAUAGUUCUACUGAGGUCUUAUUGAACAAUAUCUGUAUAAAUCUAGGAGAACUUCCAAUAGGUAUAAUUGUUAGAAGUGGAGUUGUAAGGAUAAAACAUUGCAUAAUAUCUAAUCUGUCUUCCAAAGAAAAGACUGUUCAAACGGGUAUAGUUGUUAUGCCAGAUGGAAGAUUGAUAAUGGAGGAUACACUUCUCGAGUUUUUAGGGACUGCCGUGCUUAUUUGUGCACAUGGCGAGGUUGUCAUGAAUAACUGUCAAAUCCGCUCAUGUUACGUGGGUGUACAGCUUAGUGAUCAUUCCAGUCUUACUGCAAACAAAUGCGUCUUUGAUGGUUGUCGGGAAUACACUAUACAAAUGGACACUGAGAAACAUGUAUCUGAUGAAACAAAAUAUCUUCACUAUAACGAGUUACCGAAUAACAUAUCAGAAAUUACAUUAAAUGAAUGUCAUUGUGUACAAUCAGAUUUCGAGGAUAUUGUUUUAAAACCAAAACGUAUUGUCUCUUUGGCAGAGUGGCUAGAUGUCGAUCCGAAGAUGUAAAAAAGUUCCACUACUUGUUAUAAAUUUUUCUAUUUGGUACUA
Harpegnathos saltator (Jerdon's jumping ant) is the source of this 2040-nucleotide messenger RNA. It is a transcript of the gene nesd, whose product is annotated as SHC binding and spindle associated nessun dorma. The transcript has 4 exons. Gene Ontology annotation, biological process: male meiosis cytokinesis; spermatogenesis. The record is from RefSeq and is a predicted model, not a curated record. Lineage: Eukaryota; Metazoa; Arthropoda; Insecta; Hymenoptera; Formicidae. Bases 376 to 1998 code for a protein of 540 amino acids.